AUGGAGCAAAUUAGGAGCUGCAGGGACGACUUCUGCAUUCCAACGUUUAAAUCGUUAGGUAUUGUUCAAGAGGCUGACUCAGUUGCUAAUGAGGAAGUAAGAUAUUUUUGUGGGAAUUCUCUGGGCUUGAUGCCACGUAGUACAAGAGCUGCGGUGGAGAGAGAACUCGACGCAUGGGCUGCGAGAGGUGUUGAAGGGCACUUCAGCCACCCCAAUGCACCUUUAGUUCCCAAUUGGAUUGAUAUUGAAAAACCGUUGGGGCCGCUGUUGGCGCCUAUUGUUGGCGCGCUGAAUGACGAGGUCGCAGUAAUGGGCAGUUUAACAGCAAACUUGAAUGCCCUCAUGGUGGCUUUUUACCGCCCACAGGGCCGUCGUGUGAAGAUUCUUUUUGAGAAGGGCUCGUUCUCUUCGGACUUCCAUGCUAUUUGGAACCAGGCGCUGUUGCACGGUUUAGAUCCCAAUCACGUGAUUGAGCAGGUAGGGCCAAGGCCUGGGGAGGAAACUAUCCGCACAGAAGAUAUUCUGGCGCGGAUCGAUGAAUGCCAAGAUACCUUAGCUCUUGUUUGUCUCCCUGGUGUGCAAUACUACACUGGACAGCUAUUUGAUAUUCAACGCAUUACAGCACAUGCGCAUCGUAUUCCAGGCGUGGUUGUCGGGUGGGAUCUGGCACAUGCUGUCGGAAACGUUUCACUACAGUUACAUGACUGGGGCGUUGAUUUUGCUUGCUGGUGUUCAUAUAAAUACCUGAAUUCAGGACCAGGUGGAAUAGGUGGUAUUUUUGUACAUGAACGCCAUUGCAAGGGUGACAUGGCCCGGCUUGCUGGGUGGUGGGGAAGUAAUCCUAAGACGAGGUUUCAAAUGAAAGAGGAGUACGAACCUAUUCCAGGAGCCCAUGGUUUCAGACAAUCGAACCCCAGUGUGAUUGACAUUGUUGCUUUGCGAGCAUCUCUGGAGAUUUUUGCCAAAUUUGGAGGUAUUCAAAAGGUUCGUCAGCACUCGCUAGUUUUAACAGGACUUUUGUUCAAUGAGCUCUGUAAAUCCAAGUACUAUAUUGAUGCCAAAGCAUUAGAUGCAGGAAAGCUUGGAUUUCUAAUAAUUACGCCCUCUGACCCUGAGUCUCGUGGUGCGCAACUGUCUUUGAAGUUUGGACCUCAUGACGAUGAUCAGUCCAAAAAUACAAUGUCUUUAGUCUCGAAGCAUAUGCGUGAGAAAGGAAUUAUUGUUGAUCAGCGGAGACCGGAUGUUUUAAGGUUAUCUCCUGCUCCACUAUAUAAUACUAUCGAAGAUGUCCAUGCUGCAGUGUACGCUUUAGAGAAAGCAUUUGAAUCUAUCGACGCUACAAACAACUAG
Eremothecium sinecaudum is the source of this 1350-nucleotide messenger RNA. It is a transcript of the gene BNA5, whose product is annotated as kynureninase. NCBI's taxonomy places the organism in Eukaryota, Fungi, Ascomycota, Saccharomycetes, Saccharomycetales, Saccharomycetaceae. Gene Ontology annotation, cellular component: cytoplasm. Gene Ontology annotation, molecular function: kynureninase activity; pyridoxal phosphate binding. The transcript has a single exon. Gene Ontology annotation, biological process: NAD+ biosynthetic process. Bases 1 to 1350 code for a protein of 449 amino acids. The record is from RefSeq and is a predicted model, not a curated record.